AUGAACUCCAUGUGGAUGAUAGCCAUCACGUUUUUAUCUAUCGGUUACGGUGACAUCGUUCCAAACACGAUAUGCGGCAGGGGCAUUGCCGUCUGCACGGGUAUAAUGGGAGCGGGCUGUACUGCGCUGGUCGUGGCAGUCCUAGCAAGGAAACUGGAGCUGACGCGAGCCGAGAAACAUGUACAUAACUUUAUGAUGGACACACAGCUCACAAAACGGUUGAAAAACUCGGCGGCCAACGUGCUACGGGAAACGUGGUUGAUAUACAAAUACACGAAGCUCGUAAAAAGAGUCAACGCGACGAAGGUUCGGACUCACCAAAGAAAAUUUCUCAUGGCAAUUUAUGGUUUAAGGAAGGUGAAAAUGGAUCAGCGGAAACUAAUGGACAAUGCUAGUACGCUGGUGGAUCUCGCAAAGACGCAAGUGUCCGUCUAUGAGAUGGUCGCCGACAUGUACAACCAGGGAAACCUGCUCACCGACAGAAUAGACCGCAUGGAGAAAAGCGUCGUCGAUCUACAGGACAAACUCGAAUGCCUACCCGUGCAGAUAGCGCGACAGUUACAACAGCAGCAGCAGCAGCAACAGCAGCAGCUGCAGCAGCAGCAGCAGCCGCAGCAGGGUCCGUAUAAGCGUCAGAACAACCGCGGGCCGUUCGUGCCGCGGCAAGCGUCGCUAACGCUACCCGAGACGCAGAACUUACUCCAUAAGGAAGCGUUGCCACGCCAGAGCAGUCUGCAGCAGCAUCAGUUCCCGCGCCAGAGCAGCACGGCGAGCUCGGGCUGCAACGCCAGCCCGCGCAUGUCGCCCAGCCCCGAAAUGCCGCGGCUGAACUUUCAGAAGACGAGCCCGACGCCGUCGCCGCCAGGAUCGCGUCAUUCGCCGAUAGAGCAGGAAUGA
Priapulus caudatus is the source of this 897-nucleotide messenger RNA. RefSeq names its product small conductance calcium-activated potassium channel protein-like. Gene Ontology annotation, biological process: potassium ion transmembrane transport. Gene Ontology annotation, molecular function: calmodulin binding; small conductance calcium-activated potassium channel activity. The transcript is spliced from 5 exons. Bases 1 to 897 code for a protein of 298 amino acids. NCBI's taxonomy places the organism in Eukaryota, Metazoa, Priapulida, Priapulimorpha, Priapulimorphida, Priapulidae. The record is from RefSeq and is a predicted model, not a curated record. Gene Ontology annotation, cellular component: neuron projection; neuronal cell body; plasma membrane.